Messenger RNA from Rotaria sp. Silwood1, 1469 nucleotides. NCBI's taxonomy places the organism in Eukaryota, Metazoa, Rotifera, Eurotatoria, Philodinida, Philodinidae. The record is from the annotation of a GenBank genome assembly.
AUGCUCAAUAAAGCUUUACGUAAACAAACAAUUGAUACACUUUAUGCUAUGCGUGUAUUCAUUCGACAUCUUCAUGAACAACUCGACGAACUCGGUGCUAAAUCACGUAUUAGCUCUAAAACAACGCUCUAUCGAGGACAAGCUAUGGCAAAUCAUGAGUUUGAAGAAUUACAGACAAAUCGAGGUAAUUUACUGUGUAUCAACAAUUUUCUCUCGUCGAGUGAGAAGCAUAAAGUUGCAUUGCUCUUCGCCCAAAAAGCUUUUGGUGACCCAAAAAAGACUCCAGUGAUCUGGGUGAUCGAAGUUGACCCAGCGAUAAAAAGCAACAUCCCAUUUGCUAACAUUGAACAAUACAGUAACUUUAAUGAAGAAAAGGAAUGGCUCUUCUCGACGGGUACGGUCUUUCGAAUUGGCCCAACGCUACUGAGCAGCGAUGGAAUAUGGUACAUUUACCUUCGGCUAACAAACGACACUGAUCCUCAGCUAAAUAGUCUCACUCAACACUUGAAUAAUACCACUCGAUCUCGGAAUUCAUUGAUCGAAUUGGGUAAAUUGAUGUGGGAGAUGGGCGACUACGAACGGAACGAACAAUUCUAUAUGAAAGCUCUGGAAAUAGAGAGUGAUUGGAGAUGUCGUUCGGGAAUAUUGAAUCGUCUAGGAAUGAUAUGCUGCAAAAGAAAUGAACUCGAAAAAGCUCUUGAUUAUUAUCAGCAAGCACUCAAUAUCGAUCGACAACAUGUUUCAGAAGAUGAUUCUUCGCUGAGUCCGAUCUAUAACAACCUUGGAUCACUAUAUCAAGAUCAAGGAAUGCUCAAAAUGGCUGAGGAAUAUUUUCAACGUGCUCUCAAGAUAGAUUUAGCCUCAACGCAUCCUAAAAAAGAAUGGAUUGCUACAAGCUACAACAAUAUUGCAGGCGUGCUUGCUGCUCAAGGCCAAUAUGCGGACGCAUUGUUGUGGCAUCACCGUUCACUUAAAAUUCGAGUUCAAAUAUUUCCAUCAACGCAUUCCAUGAUUGCUCUAUCCUACAACAAUAUUGCCAUAGUUCUUACGCGCUUGGGUCGUUUUACAGACGCACACAAAUAUUCUCAGAAAGCGGUUAAUAUAGCUUCGCAAUUACUUCUGACAACACAUCCAGACAGAAAACUCUAUGAGGAAAAUCUCCACUUUAUUCGACGAGUUAUUCAAUGAUACACGUAAUUUGCGCUUCUGGGCACAAGAAAGGCAUUGAACUCUUAUUCAAUUAUUUCGGUUUCUACUAUAUAUGCUUUUUUAAAGAUUUUGGUAUUUUGUCCUAAUAUCGUCAGCUGUGAUCUUAAAGCAAGCGCCUCCUGAAUAAAUACAAACGACUUCAAGGGUUGCAACUGCAUAGGGGUAUCCAAAAGUAGUGGCAACGACAUUUUAGUACCAUAUAUUAAGCCUGAUAAAAGUUUCUUUUUACAUAGGAUGAUAGAGAAAAAAAUAGGUGUGGG